AUGACGUCCAUAGUUAAAACUGAAUUAGUAGAUAAAUAUUCAAAAUAUGUUAAAACAAUUAGAAAUCGAAUUGUUGAAGUUGAAUUUCAUUGGUUUCAAGUAAAUCCACGUCAAAGUUAUCGAUUACGAAUUAAUGGAAAACAAUUUAAUGAAGUACAAAAACAUAUGCAUUCAAAAAAAUUAUUAAAUCUAAAUUUUGAACAAUUUACUGAUUUAAUAACACCUAUAUUUGCUAAUGAUGCUGCUGAAUUUAGUAGUUUUGUAUUACGUUCAACUUUUGAUCAUUUAUUUGAUCUCAAUUCUAAUGGUACAAUUGAACAAGAUGAAUUUGAAGCACUUUUUUUAUUACUUCAAGGUUUUAAUUCCAAAAAACAAAAUUUAUUACAAGAAAAUCUUCGUCAAAUGCUUGGUAAUCGAAAUAAACAUAUUUCAUUUCAAGGUAUUAAUAUUCCAAAAAUGUAG
Rotaria sordida is the source of this 462-nucleotide messenger RNA. NCBI's taxonomy places the organism in Eukaryota, Metazoa, Rotifera, Eurotatoria, Philodinida, Philodinidae. The record is from the annotation of a GenBank genome assembly.